Messenger RNA from Rhodamnia argentea, 2193 nucleotides. Its product is annotated as serine/threonine-protein kinase D6PK. Gene Ontology annotation, biological process: protein phosphorylation. Lineage: Eukaryota; Viridiplantae; Streptophyta; Magnoliopsida; Myrtales; Myrtaceae. The transcript is spliced from 3 exons. Gene Ontology annotation, molecular function: protein serine/threonine kinase activity; ATP binding. The record is from RefSeq and is a predicted model, not a curated record. The coding region runs from base 263 to 2035 and encodes 590 amino acids. Gene Ontology annotation, cellular component: cytoplasm; plasma membrane; nucleus.
GAGACCCUUCACGUCGCACCUCCUGAAGAUCUUCGUUUUAACGCUUCCCUUGUUCGGCCAUGGGAUCUCUACCCGUAUUUCUCCUCCUUUUGAGCGAGUCGCGACCUUCUGCUUUCUUUGAGUUUGCACUCUUCUCUGAUCAGGAAAAGGCUCUUCGACUUCAGGAGCUCCUUGGAUUUAUCCACCAACACCUAGAGACCGAGAAUCCAGGAACCUGUCUUCUUCCUCAUCCUCUGCUCCGGCAACUCUUGUCGGGUGUGAAAUGAAGCCCAUUUACCACCAAAAAAUUUUCACAGAGGAUGACCAGCCACUCUUGGAAAUGGCUCAUGAUAGCCCACAGAGUGACGGAUUACCCAGCUUGGCACAGGAAUUUUAUGUCUCAAAAGAAGGACCGGCGAACUUGAAUGAUUUUUUUUAUGAGAAAGUGGAUAUCUCUCCUGGAAAAGGCCCGGCGGUGGUGAAAGCGAACUCGCAUACUGAGCAUCCUCCAGAUGACUCCAGGAAUCCCAGUUCAGGUGAUGUCAUGGAUGGAAGCCAUAUUUUAAGUGAUUGCAAAGUAAUUUCCCAGAAGUCUUUGAGUCAGUCCCCGUCUCAGUCUGGUUCAGAGAUGCUCUUCUGUUCAAGUCCUGAGGGCAGCUUAUGCUCUCCUGAUCUUUAUGUGGAAGCCAAAGAAAGUUUUGUCUGUGCUGAAUUCAGCGAGUGCACAGAUAGCAACAAGUUCGGUGAGAGCGAAGUUGCCAACUCAUGCGUCAUGACUGAUAGCAGGAACACCAGCAUUGUGAGUACUGUCAGUGGCGAGAGCAGCUCCAGCAAUUUUAGCAGCAUUAUGAGCAAGCCGCAUAAGGCAAGAGAUAGGGGAUGGAAGGCAAUCCAGGCUGCCGAAUCACGUAAUGGGCAAUUGGGGUUAGAGCACUUCAGGUUGCUGAAGAAGUUGGGUUGUGGGGAUAUCGGUAGUGUAUACCUAGCGGAGCUGAAAGACGAAGGGUGCUCCUUUGCCAUGAAAGCUAUGGAUAAACCGGCUCUGACAAAUAGGAAGAAACUUGCAAGGGCACUGAUGGAGAGGGAUAUAUUGCAGUCUUUGGAUCAUCCUUUCUUACCCACUUUGUACGUGCAUUUUGAGACGGAGAAGUUUUCUUGCUUGGUAUUGGAGUUUUGCCCAGGAGGAGACUUGCAUACGCUUAGGCAAAGGCAACCUAGGAAGUAUUUUCUAGAGCAUGCAGCCAGGUUCUAUGCAGCUGAAGUCCUGCUAGCUUUGGAGUACUUGCACAUGCUUGGGAUCAUAUACAGGGACCUCAAGCCAGAAAACGUUUUGGUCCGAGAAGAUGGGCAUAUAAUGCUCGUGGAUUUUGACCUCUCUCUAAGAUGCUCUGUCAGCCCGACUCUUGUCAAGCCCUCCAACUCAAUCUCCGAGACGGGGAGCUCGACUUCCUGUGUACAGCCUUCCUGUUUCACGCCGCGCUUCUUUUCACAUAAGUCCAAAAAGGAAAAGAAGUCCAAGCAAGAGAAAAAAUUGCGUCAUCAAGAAAACGUGCUGCCCGAGCUCGUGGCUGAACCCACGGACACUCGGUCAAUGUCCUUCGUCGGGACCCAUGAGUACUUGGCACCCGAAAUCAUCAAAGGUGAGGGCCACGGAAGUGCCGUGGAUUGGUGGACAUUCGGCAUAUUUCUUCACGAGCUCAUGUUUGGUAGGACUCCCUUUAAGGGUGCGGGGAACAGAAGCACUCUAUUAAAUAUCAUCCGGCAGCAGUUCAAAUUCCCGGAGUCACCUGCCGUGAGCUUCGCUGCGAGAGACUUGAUCCAGAGACUGCUCGUGAAAGAUCCGAAACAACGCCUCGCUUACACCCGUGGAGCCACCGAAGUUAAACAGCAUCCGUUCUUCAGGAGCAUCAACUGGGCACUGAUUCGGUGCGCCCAUCCGCCGCUGGUGCCUAAGCAAGCGACAGACGGGCUUACGAAAGACGCGGCAAAGCAAACGCAUGGCGUGGGUGUCGUUGCGGAACCUAUGGGUAAUUGUUCGGAUUUCGAUGUUUUCUAGUUCUGAUGAUCCUCUUUCUUUUGCUGGCUCGACAUCAGCUUAGUACCAUUUCAUUCAUCUUGGUUCCUCUCUCCCUACGUAGAACAGCAAAUGCACCCCAACAGGUGUGCAUGGUAUUGAAAAAGAAGAAUUGGUUCAUUUAAUCCUCUCUCAGUCCU